Molecule: messenger RNA, 1032 nt
Organism: Fragaria vesca subsp. vesca
Lineage: Eukaryota; Viridiplantae; Streptophyta; Magnoliopsida; Rosales; Rosaceae
Product: auxin-responsive protein IAA33-like
Exons: 2
Coding region: 220-723 (167 amino acids)
Biological process (GO): regulation of DNA-templated transcription
Cellular component (GO): nucleus
Molecular function (GO): protein binding
Source: RefSeq, a predicted model, not a curated record
UCUCUCUCUCUCUCUCUCUCUCUCUCUCUCUCUCUCUCUCGCUCCUAUAUUAUAUACUUUGCCAAGACGCAACAGCUCGAUCCAUCAAGUUUUACACCACUCUAGAAUUCUCCUUCUUCUCUUCUUCUCACACUCACAAAAUACCAAACCUUUCUCCAGUUCCCUAAUAUAUAUAGAGAAAGAGAGAAAAGCAUCUAACCGCAAAUUAAGAGAAGAAGCAUGAAUUAUUUCCAGUCACAGAGACAAGACUCGUUGAAAAGGAGGUGGCAAGAGAUCAGGAGAUCAAGUGCAACCACUCAACCUUCUUCUGAUAUGAUCACAAACCCUAACGGCGCUCUCAACUGCUUCCCAGGCCUUCUCGGUGAUGAUGAUCUUGUUUCCACGUUGGUCCCUCCGGUGAAUGUGGUGCUCGAAGGCCGCUCCAUCUGCCAGCGCAUCUGUCUCCAAAAGCAUACGAGCUACACAAGUCUAGCCAAAGCCCUCAGGCAAAUGUUUGUGGAUGGCGGCGAUGUUGGAGCUGCUACUGCGGCCGAUAUUGACAGUAAGGAUCUCGAUCUUUCAAAUGCCGUUCCGGGUCAUGUUAUCGCUUAUGAAGACAUGGAGAAUGAUCUCCUUCUUGCCGGAGACCUGAAUUGGAAGGAUUUCGUACGCGUUGCGAAGAGAAUUCGAAUACUUCCAGCCAAGGCAAACUCAAGGAGGGGAGGAGGGAGAAGGAGCACUUAGAUAGCUAAGCAUAUGCUGGAAAUUUGGCAUUUUGCAAGACGUAUUGGCAAGGAAGUCAAGGAAGUCACAUAAUACAAGUCAUAAACGAGACACUUGUGUACGGCGUCUCAUGGAAACAUGGAUGAAUGUCAAAUAUUUUUAGCAUUUUGCAGCUAUCUAUAUAUCGAUACGAUCUUUCUUGGAACCAUGCACAUCAUGUACUCCUCCUUUUUUCCCAAUGAUAAUGUAAAUUAGUUCCCUUCUGAUCGAACUUCCUUGUAUGAAUAAAGGACUGUCUUUCCAGGUUGAGUAUAUACGUAUCUCAUUACU